Messenger RNA from Cooperia oncophora, 933 nucleotides. The record is from the annotation of a GenBank genome assembly. Lineage: Eukaryota; Metazoa; Nematoda; Chromadorea; Rhabditida; Trichostrongylidae.
AUGAAACCAUCAGAGAUUAAGGCUAAAGAGAAAGAACAGUCAACGGUGUUGAAGAAGAAGGCAGCUGAACCUGAGGAAAAGAAACCAACUUCUAUAAAAGUUGCUGCAUUAUCCAGGAAACCGAACGCUGAUUCCACUGCUGCUAAAGAUGGUGGCGAGCAAGACCGUCUCAAGAAGGCUAGAGAUACUGCAAAGAAGGUAGACGAUCAGAAAACAGCUAAGACUGAGCCUUCGAAGACAUCACCAAAGCCAGCAUCGAACUUGAAGAAGACAGAGAACGCCGAUAAGGAUGAGAAGGAGAAUGAAGAUGAAAAGGAAAACGAGGCGGUUGAGAGGCCCCAGAAAUUGAUGCCUAGAUCUAAGAAGUCUGUUAGCUUUGAAAAGGAUGAUAAGGAGGACAAAACGAUUGAGAAUGGACCAUCCACACCAGUCAAAACUCCGGAAUCUAAGGCCAAGACGCCAACAACUACGGAUAAAGCGGAAAAGACAAAAGAGGCAUCUGCGGAGAAGACACCAGUGACGCCGACCUCCACAGACAAGCAGAAGGUGGCGGAUCGCAAGAAAACGAGCUCUUCAGAAGAACCUACGGAAGCUAACGGCGUUUUACCGUCGGGUAGAAAAUCUACAGAGGAUGAUGACACCGAGAAAGACCCUGAAACGAAGCCUGUUAAGAAAAGCUCCGUGUCGCAGGCCGCAACUGAACCAGAGAAAUCGCCUGAACAUGUCCCAGAUGACGUCAAGGAAGUGAAGUCUCCAGAGAGCUGGAGAAGGACGAGCAAAGUCGAUGACAGCUGGAGAAGGACGGGUACGAGCAAACUCGAUGACAGCUGGAGAAGGACGAGUAAACUUGAUGACAGCUGGAGAAGGACGAGUAAACUCGAUGACUAUAAAACAACAUCAAAACGGUCCUCACUCUCUUCGAGGCGCUACUAG